AUGGGUCGUCGUUGGAUGUACAUCGAUGAUAGAACUACACGUGAGUACUUAGAUGGGGUUGAGGAGUUCUGUAGAAUUGCCACAAGACACAUACAAAGUACAAAUGUGAAGACAAUUUUUUGCCCUUGUCGUGAUUGCAAGAAUGUGUUGAGAUAUGCUGAUAUUAAGAAGAUAGAGAACCAUUUGGUUAUUCGCGGGUUUAUGCCAGAUUAUAACAUUUGGUACUGGCAUGGUGAGAAACUACCUGUAGAUCGUUCGUCACAGGAGGAUGUCUUGGAGGAGGACACAUGGCCUCUUACUUUUGAAAAUAAUAAUAGUGAUAGCGAUGAAAGUGUUGAGGAAGAUCGCAUUAGUGAGAUGAUGGACGAGUUAGGUGAUCAUGUGCACGAAGGAUCUCGUAUGGAUGAGAAUGUCAGCAAAGCUGCUGAGACACCGUUAUAUCCUGACGGGAAUGACAUUCCCAAGUCUACCUACUAUGCCAAAAAACUGAUGUGUCCACUAGGUUUAGAGUACAUCAAGAUACACGCAUGUCCUAAUGAUUGUGUGCUUUAUCGGAAGGAGUAUGAAAAUCUUGAUGCUUGUCCAAAGUGCGGCGUAUCGCGCUACAAGCGUAAGGGUUCAAACCCCAAUCGCAAGAAGUGGCCACCGGCUAAGGUGUUAAGGUAUCUUCCAAUAAUACCAAGGUUUAAGCGCCUAUUUUCAAUUAAGGAGGAGGCAAAAAACUUGGUGUGGCAUGAUGAAGGGAGGAAGAAAGAUGGGAAUAUUAGACAUCCUGCUGAUGCUUUGCAGUGGAAACAUAUUGAUGAAACCUUUCCCGAGUUUGGUAAAGAGGCUAGGAACCUAAGACUUGCAUUAAGUACAGAUGGGAUGAACCCAUAUGGCACUCUUAGUUGUCAACAUAGCACAUGGCCGGUUCUUUUGUCGAUUUAUAAUUUGCCUCCUUGGUUGUGCAUGAAGCAGAAGUACAUUAUGUUGGCUCUCCUAAUAUCUGGGCCUAAACAACCCGGUCAUGACAUAGAUGUCUACUUGGCACCCCUCAUUGAAGAUUUGAAAUUGUUGUGUGAAGAAGGUGUUCAGUCUCUUGCUUAUUGGAAACACUUGUCAGUUAGACAUUGUCCUGAUGUCAUGCACAUUGAAAAAAAUGUGUGUGAUUCAAUCAUUGGUACUUUGUUGAAUAUGCCUGAUAAAACAAAGGAUGGGCCCCAUUUUCGGAGGGAUAUGAAGCUUGCCAAUAUUCGACCAAAAUUAUGGCCCGAUGAUAAUUCCAAAACAAAAAAGUCAUGUUUACCUCAUGCUGGCUACACAUUGAGCAGAGAAGAGAAAAUGAUAUUUUAUGAGUGUUUGCAUGGGAUUAAGGUGCCUACAGGGUAUUCGUCGAAUAUUAAGCGGUUAGUUUCAAUGAAAGAUAAGAGGUUGAUCGGCAUGAAGUCCCAUGAUGGUCAUGUUAUGAUGCAAGUGAUCCUACCAAUUGCACUUCGAGGGCUUCUCCAAAAACAUGUCAGACAUACUAUUGUCAAACUUUGCCUUUUUUUCAAUGCCAUUUGCAGCAAGGUAAUUGAUCCGAAAAAACUUAAUGAUAUGCAGACUGAUGUUGUUGAAACAUUAUGCAAGUUGGAGAUGUAUUUUCCACCCUUUUUUUUGACAUAA
Molecule: messenger RNA, 1647 nt
Organism: Spinacia oleracea (spinach)
Lineage: Eukaryota; Viridiplantae; Streptophyta; Magnoliopsida; Caryophyllales; Amaranthaceae
Exons: 3
Coding region: 1-1647 (548 amino acids)
Source: RefSeq, a predicted model, not a curated record